Molecule: messenger RNA, 1705 nt
Organism: Ilex paraguariensis (yerba mate)
Lineage: Eukaryota; Viridiplantae; Streptophyta; Magnoliopsida; Aquifoliales; Aquifoliaceae
Source: the annotation of a GenBank genome assembly
AUGAAUCAGUGUUUUCAUGUUGGAUCUGUCUCUGUUGCACCUGGGGGACGUUGGAAUAGAUUCAAAACCUAUUCAACUAUUCAGAGGACCUUGGAAAUAUGGGUUUUUGUGCUAACCUUUAUUUUUAAGGAUUGGUUGAACAAUCAUAAAUUCUCUUAUCGUGGCUUUCAUCUUCACAUGGCUUUCAAGGCUCUGGUUAUGGCAUACACGGUAAGUGAGCUUUGGCCAUAUAGGUUCCUCCAUAUCUUCACCGACCCAUCAGAGGAGCAAGUGAAACGCAACCAUCAAGAUUGGUUGAGCUAAGGUGAUUCAUUCACCGUACGAGAUUGGGCGACACUAGCUAUUUGAGGAAGCAAGGCCAGACCCUCCGGACAAAUUUUGUCCAAGGUACGUCUUCGGGCAUGAAGACCUCAGUUUGACCUCUUCCGGCCAAUGUUCAAGAUUAGCCGACGCUUCUGAUACAAAAUAAAAAUAAAAAAGAAAACGAAAAGAAGAGAGUAGGAGGAUUCUUUGUUUUGAUGCCCCAACAAGAUAAAAAGGUAUACAAAUGUCAAAGUUAAUACUACUUUCUUGAUCUCUUUAUAUCACUCAUGGCACAACAGAAUAUGAUUAUUUUCUAUUACUGAUCAAUUAUUUCAAAGCAAGAUUCACAAUCAUUUUUUCGAUAGAAGAACUUGCUAAUAUGCUAUCAUUGCUGGUUACUGUCUAAGUUCAGCUCUAACUUGGGUCGCUUCAAAGUGAAGUCUUUGUUGUUUUUUUAGGAUCAUGGAUGGCUUCAUUGUAAUUGCUUUGUUUAUUACAAAAGAAACUGGAAUUAUUAUUGUUAGAUAGUCGCUCAAAAGCAUUCUAACUUCAUAGUACAACUCUUCUAAUACAGUAUAGCCUAUGUUGGAAAAAUGAUACUUUCAUGGCAGUCUACCAAUCUUCAUUGGGAAAAAAAAACACUAAAGGGUAAUAACAUUGUUUGCUUUAUUACUAGAGGUCAAUAUCUCUCUAUUCGUAAUGGUAUAUUUUGAUGUGGUGUACUUAGUUAUAGUGGAAGUUUUUACUACUUAUAUUGCAUUUAGGAGUUUUUCAUCUGAUUUCUUAUAUGUUUGGUUUUGCUAGAUUUUGAUUUCUUUGUUAGUUUAUGGACUGAAUUUGUAUCAAAAAGAGCUAUGGACACAUUGCCGCCAACAUCACAUGAUAUUUUUCUAUUUCUCCUGUCCAACGUCAAGAUGAAUUUCUUUUUUUUUUCUUUUGCUAUUCUUUAUCAUUUUUUUGAUUAAAGUGCAAUAACAUUCGACAUUGUGUGUUCCUCGCAGUGGGUGGAUUCUAUGUGUACAUUUGUUUUUUGGGAUUAAAGUUCUCUGAGUAUGAUUUUUGAAUAUAAAGUAGGUUUUAUAUGUCGAGUGUGGCAAUAUAAACUACAACUAAAUUUUUGUUCUUUUGGUGAUUAUAUGAUGAUGUUUAAGGAUUACACUGGCUCAGUGGCUUCUUGAAAGCAAUGGAAAAUUGAAUUUGUUGAUUUACAUGGUGAUGACUUUUAUUUUGUUAUUUGGGCCCAAGUGAAAAAUGUUAAGGCUGGUUUGAUGGUAACUAUAUCACAUGCAUCAUAAGUACUUUAAUCAUCUUUUGCACAAUGCUACCAUAGUAUGGUUUUUGCUGAGGGGCGAUCAUUUCCACUACUAGCAUGGAUGGAAUGGAGGAAUUUAUAUUGGAAUGG